This is a messenger RNA of Sesamum indicum (sesame), 1632 nucleotides long. RefSeq lists its product as uncharacterized. Lineage: Eukaryota; Viridiplantae; Streptophyta; Magnoliopsida; Lamiales; Pedaliaceae. The record is from RefSeq and is a predicted model, not a curated record.
AAUAUGAGAGACCUGCAUUUGUUUAAGUCGUGUUUCUUUUCUGCUGCUUUAAGUGAAAUAGCACUUUUAUGGUUGUUAAGAGUUAGUUGUUUUUUUUGUAUAUAACAGCCCUUUAUCUGCUAUUUCAAGCACGAGAUUUCUUUAAACUCUGAUUCAAGAAAUAAAAGUUUUGUUCAGUUUGCAAUCUAUUCCCAGUUUUCCCUGCAUUUCCUCUAUUUCAACAGCCUAACUUCCGUCUGUAAACAAGAGUGUAGGCUUCUCUCCUUUCAUCGCAUCAGCACAGCCGCACAAAUCGCUCCAACGCCGAAGACUGCGCCGUCGUCCUCCGCUCAAAACCACACCGCCGAGGGCCGACCGUUUCUUGACAUGUCCUUUUUGUAUUGGUGCUGGAGAUCGCGAUAGUUGCUGCUACAUUCGAUCUCUUAGAAAACCCGAUAUUUUUUGGAAUCUUGUUGAGGUAGAUUUUUAGAUUGAGCGUAUGUUACAUUGAGUGGACAACACAGAGACAGAAAGAAGAACAAACUAUCCAAAAUAUAGCUAAUCAUCUUCCGCAUCAAGCAUGGCAGAAGACACAAGCUCCUUGAAAGAUCUUGCGGUACCAAGUGCUCAAAGUUUGCACUCAAGCAUUUCAGCACCUUUAAUUCAAGUUGACAAUCUCGAGCUCAAACUGGCCCUCGUUUCUAUGGUACAACACAAUCAAUUCGGAGGCUUACCAGCAGAAAACCCGAACUUGCAUCUCUCUGUAUUUCUACAUUGCUGUGAAGUUCUGAAUCUUUCUGGUGUCUCAUCGGAUGCCAUUAAGCUCAAAAUAUUCCCAUUUUCUUUACGAGAUGAAGCAAGAGCUUGGUUGCAUUCAUUACCAGCACAAUCCAUUACUACUUGGGAGCAGCUGUCAGAAGCAUUCCUAGCAAAAUACUUUCCUCCAAGUAGGAAAGCCCAACUCUGUCAGCAAAUCCUUUGUUUCCUUCAGAAGGAAGAUGAAUCGUUGCGUGAUGCAUGGGAGAGAUUUAACAAACUCUUGAGGUUUUGCCCUAAUCAUGGUUUCGAGAAGUGGCUUCUCCUUAAUACUUUUUAUGAUGGACUGAACUACCAUACAAGGAUGCUGGUAAAUGCUGCAUCCGGUGGAGCAUUUAUGAAUAAACCUGUGACAGAUGGCUAUUCUCUGAUUGAAGUUAUGGCUGAGAACCAGUAUCAAUGGUCAAACGAGAGAGUAGUACCGGAAAUGAGCCCAAGUAGGUCCAAUGUUGAUUCAUUGACUGUACUUGUUGAUACGGUGACUGCUAUAGCCCAAAAGCUUAAUGAGUUGGAGGCUGAACUACAGAAUCAACGUGCACUUCUUGGGAGUAUGCAGAUGAUGAUACAAACCAUAUAUGAUUGGCACUUGCGACAGGGACACAUCCUACCUCCGCCUCAAUAGACCUGGAAAUCCUACAUCCCCUCUUAUCUCAUAUUGAACAAUAUUCGUUCUAAACUCAGGAGGAUUGAAUCGAAUCUCUUGUUGGAAGUUUGUACGUCGUCAUGAUAUCACUUUCCUGGCAUGCCAUUUAUUGAUCGCCUCUGUUUGCUGUUCCCCUUCACUGGUUAUCUCCAUCACACACACACACACACACACAACCAAUUAUGAAGUAGAUG